Molecule: messenger RNA, 1059 nt
Organism: Apodemus sylvaticus (European woodmouse)
Lineage: Eukaryota; Metazoa; Chordata; Mammalia; Rodentia; Muridae
Gene: Tprkb
Product: TP53RK binding protein
Exons: 5
Coding region: 117-644 (175 amino acids)
Biological process (GO): tRNA threonylcarbamoyladenosine modification; telomere maintenance via recombination
Cellular component (GO): nucleus; EKC/KEOPS complex; cytosol
Source: RefSeq, a predicted model, not a curated record
GUGGGAGCCUGUCCACCUGAUCAAACAUUCUGCACUCCCGGAAGUUGAGGGCUUCGGUUCCUAGGGGACGAUUUUCUGAACGGACUCGGGACUGGGGGAGAGUCCUUGUCUAUGAAAUGCAGUUAUCUCAGCAGCUGGACUUGUUUCCGGAGUGCAGGGUGACCCUUUUGUUGUUUAAGGAUGUGAAAAAUGCAGGAGACUUGAGAAAAAAGGCCAUGGAAGGAUGUAUUGAUGGUUCUCUGAUAAACCCCAGUGUGAUUGUCGAUCCAUUUCAGAUACUUGUGGCAGCGAACAAAGCCGUUCAUCUCCACAAACUGGGGAAAAUGAAGACAAGAACUCUGUCUACUGAGAUCAUCUUCAACCUCUCCCCAAACAAUAAUAUUUCAGAGGCUUUGAAGAAAUUUGGCAUCUCAGAAAGUAACACUUCAGUUCUGAUUGUUUACAUUGACGAUGGAAGCAAACAAGUGGACCAGGAACACCUCAUAUCUCAAGUGGAAGGCCAGCAGGUGCCUUUGGAAAGUCUUCCAGAAAUAACAAGGCUCUCAGAAGUCAAGAAGAUAUAUAAACUCUCAUCCCAAGAAGAGAGGAUUGGAACGUUGUUGGAUGGUAUCAUUUGUAGAAUGUCAACAAAGGAUGUUUUAUAAGAUGUUUAAAAUGUCAACAGAAGCCAGGCAGUGGUGGCGCACGCCUUUAAUCCCAGCACUUGGGAGGCAGAGGCAGGUGGAUUGAGGCCAGCCUGGUCUACAGAGUGAGUUCCAGGACAGCCAAGACUACACUGAGAAACCCUGUCUUGAAGAAAGAAAAAAAAAACAAAAAACAAAAAAAAUUUUUUUAAAUGUCAACAGAAAAUUGCACAGUUAACCACUAGCUUUUCUUUCCUGGUUAUAAAAUUAACAUAUCCAUCACAGGAAAAUGGAAGAAGAUGCCACUACCAGCCCCACUUUCUUGCUUCUUAAGUUCACCACUGUUACUGGUUUUGUCAUUGUCGUCUAGUCUUCUGCUUGCAUUUCAAGACAAUUCAUUUUUAUACAAUUGGAAUAAAAAGCACAAGCACCGAGA